This is a messenger RNA of Amborella trichopoda, 2164 nucleotides long. Its product is annotated as DNA-binding protein. NCBI's taxonomy places the organism in Eukaryota, Viridiplantae, Streptophyta, Magnoliopsida, Amborellales, Amborellaceae. Gene Ontology annotation, molecular function: DNA binding; ATP hydrolysis activity; 5'-3' DNA helicase activity. The record is from RefSeq and is a predicted model, not a curated record.
AGUCGAACCUCCGCUCUAGAUUGUAAACCUCGCACUCUCCUUCGUUGGGGUGGUCAGAUAGUGUUGCGAUGGAGUUCGGUGGCGGAAAGAGAUCGCCUCCAAUUUCUCUGCAACAAUUCGUCUCCACAAUGGCGCCUCUUAUUGACAUGGAAAAGGAAGCUGAAAUAUCGGCAUCUAUGGACGUGAAUGCAACACGAAACAUAGAAAUAGCUCAGAAGAGAGGCUCGGCCCUUCUUAAUUUGAAAUGUUCAGAUGCUCAAACAGGGCUUAUGGGGAAAGUUCUUCUUGUGUUGCAACCAAAUAAGGGGGAUGUUCUUCCAGCUCACAAGUUUGGACCUCAUGAUGUGGUUGUUCUAAAGCCUAAUAAGGCAGAACUUGGUACCGCUUCACUUGGGCAAGGCGUUGUUUAUCGUCUAAAGGACUCUUCAAUUACUGUUGCCUUCGAUGAUAUUCCAGAAGAUGGUCUUAAUGCUCCCCUAUGUCUUGAAAGGGUAGGCAAUGAGGUCACUUUCCGCAGGAUGAAGGAUACUUUAAUACAACUAAGCAAGACUGUACAGAAGGGACCAGCUGCAGAUUUAAUACCUGUAUUAUUUGGAGAGAGACGGCCGACGGUGUCAAGAAAACCUGUCUCAUUUUCUCCUUUCAACUCAUACCUUGAUCAUUCACAGAAAAAUGCCAUUGUGAAGGCCUUGUCAUCACAAGAUAUAUUUCUGCUGCACGGACCUCCGGGAACUGGAAAGACGACAACUGUUGUUGAAAUAAUCUUACAAGAAGUGAAACGUGGGUCCAAAAUUCUUGCAUGUGCGGCUUCCAAUAUUGCUGUAGACAACAUCGUUGAACGACUUUUCCCUUAUAGAGUAAAGUUGGUGAGAUUGGGGCAUCCUGCAAGGUUACUUCCUCAAGUUCUGGAGAGUGCUCUUGAUGCACAGAUCUUGCGGGGAGAUCAUAGCGCUCUUGCAAAUGACAUUCGGAAAGAAAUGAAGGUUAUGAGUGGGAAGCUAUUGAAAACCAAAGAUAGGAACUUGAAAAGGGACAUCAGGAAAGAACUCAGGAGCCUUGCAAAAGAAGAGCGUAAACGGCAGCAACUAGCGGUAGUGGAUGUGUUGAAAAACUCUGAUGUGGUUCUGACAACUUUGACUGGGGCACUUUCUCAAAAAUUGGAGAGUACUACUUUUGAUUUAGUGAUUAUUGAUGAAGCUGCCCAGGCACUUGAGGUAGCCUGCUGGAUUGCUCUUUUAAAGGGUUCAAGAUGCAUACUUGCAGGCGACCACCUUCAACUUCCUCCAACAAUUCAGAGUGCUGAAGCUGAAAAAAAAGGAUUAGGAAGAACCCUUUUUGAGCGCCUGGCAGACCUAUAUGGAGAAGAAAUUACAGCCAUGCUCACCGUCCAAUACCGCAUGCACAAGCUAAUAAUGGAUUGGUCAUCUGCAGAGCUCUAUGACAGUAAGAUAGAAGCUCACCCAAGUGUUGCUGGCCAUAUGCUUUAUGAUCUAGACGAUGUGCAGAGGACAUCUUCAACUCAACCAACCCUCCUUUUGAUAGAUACUGCCGGAUGUGAUAUGGAAGAGAAAAAGGAUGAAGAAGACAGCACAUUGAAUGAAGGAGAGGCUGCAGUUGCCUUAGCCCAUGCAAGGAGACUAAUUGAGAGUGGUGUCCAUGCAUUGGAUAUCGGCAUUAUUACUCCUUACGCUGCGCAGGUUGUGUUAUUGAAGAUGAUGAGAAGCAAGGAAGACAAGCUGAAAGAUAUAGAGGUCUCUACUGUUGAUGGCUUCCAAGGUCGAGAGAAAGAAGCCAUUAUCAUAUCAAUGGUCCGAUCUAACUCACAUCAGGAGGUUGGUUUUCUGAGCGAUAGGAGGCGUAUGAACGUGGCUGUGACACGAGCACGUAGACAGUGUUGCAUAGUUUGUGACUCUGAGACGGUCAGCCACAAUGAUUUCUUGAAACGCCUUGUUGAAUACAUUGACGAGCAUGGUGAGUAUUUGAGUGCAUCAGAGUACUUGAAUGAAUGAAAGUAAUGCAUGAAUUAUGUCUAAGAAAAUAUAUUUAUAAAUAUUCAUUUUCCUAAGAUUUUUCUGCUUAGAAACAAGCAUCAUAUUGAGUUUUAUGAUCCUAUUUCCAUCUUACCUUAGUAUGUAUACAGAGAUAUGAAGAACGCUGAAUUUGA